Messenger RNA from Enterospora canceri, 768 nucleotides. Lineage: Eukaryota; Fungi; Microsporidia; Enterocytozoonidae. The record is from the annotation of a GenBank genome assembly.
AUGCAAAGAAAACAAACGAAAUACGACAUCAUGUCACUCAAAGAAAAGCUGUUUGUGAGCAAUUUUAUUGUCAAAAACAUAUCUAAGAGUAGUAUAGACUACAACAAGCUGUUGAAAGGUGAAAAAGUUGAACUUAGAGAGAAUUUUGAGAAGCAAGAAAUCAAAAAGUAUUUUGGUAAACAAACAAAGAGAAGCAAAAAGGAUCAACGUGAAGCAGUAUGCUGUGAGUUGUCACCAGAAUUGCACGAGAAAAUGCAACAUAUGCAGAUUUAUGAUACGCUCAGCAUCAUAAAGAAUAUUGAGAUUGAUAACGAAACCCAGAAGGAACUUGAAUUUGAGCUGUUCGAUAUGUGUGUGAAUAUGGACUAUUUGGAUUACAUGUGUGUAUUGCGUGACAUAUAUGAUGCUUGUAUACACACAGAGAACAUCUUUAAUUACUUUUUAGUUAGGCUUUUCAGCAGAACUACUUUUAUUAGGAACUUAAACCAGAAAUUACAGCAUAUGGGCCGAAGCAAUGAGUUCUUCCAAUUUUUGGACGUAGUCAUCGAAACAAAGCCCGUUAUCACCGUCUACACCGAAGACAUCACAUUCUACAAGGAUCUUUUUAGAACACCCGAUGGAAUAAGCCUGGGUGUCUUUUUGCUGUUGAAUAACCCGCAUUUUGCCAAAAUAUUUGAUAAAAUACUCUGUGAUGGAGAUAAUCUAGCACAGAAUUCAGAUCAAUUGGACAAUUUAAAGAAGCUGGUCUCUAGAUUCAACAGAAAGUAA